Molecule: messenger RNA, 3510 nt
Organism: Cyphellophora europaea CBS 101466
Lineage: Eukaryota; Fungi; Ascomycota; Eurotiomycetes; Chaetothyriales; Cyphellophoraceae
Exons: 1
Coding region: 1-3510 (1169 amino acids)
Biological process (GO): endonucleolytic cleavage of tricistronic rRNA transcript (SSU-rRNA, 5.8S rRNA, LSU-rRNA); maturation of SSU-rRNA from tricistronic rRNA transcript (SSU-rRNA, 5.8S rRNA, LSU-rRNA); ribosome biogenesis
Cellular component (GO): nucleus; 90S preribosome
Molecular function (GO): GTP binding; GTPase activity; U3 snoRNA binding
Source: RefSeq, a predicted model, not a curated record
AUGGAGGACCAAGCCAAUCGCCCGCACCGGGCUUCGAAAGAAAAGAAGAAGCCCAAGAAAGGCGAGCGUAAUGCCAAAGCCUUCGCCGUCGCCAAUCCGGGCCGACUGGCAAAGCAGGCUGUACGGACCAGCGAUAUAAAGGAGAAACGCCUUCAUGUUCCUCAGGUGGACCGAUUGCCCGAAGAAGCGCCACCUAUCGUCGUUGCGGUCGUUGGCCCUCCUGGCGUAGGCAAAACAACACUGAUCAAAAGCCUAAUCAAGCGAUAUUCGAAACAGACUCUUUCGCACCCUAGUGGCCCUUUAACGGUUGUUACUUCGAAGCGACGACGGCUAACGUUCCUCGAAUGCCCUUCAGACUCGUUGGCGGCCAUGAUCGAUGUUGCCAAGAUCGCCGACAUCGUCCUGCUGAUGAUCGACGGCAAUUAUGGAUUUGAGAUGGAAACCAUGGAGUUUCUGAACGCCCUCGGCACUUCUGGUAUGCCUGGCAAUGUCUUUGGCAUUUUGACCCAUCUCGAUUUGUUCAAGAAGCAGAGCACACUUCGCAUGGCCAAGAAGAGGCUCAAGCACAGAUUCUGGUCUGAACUAUACAAUGGAGCGAAGUUGUUCUACCUGUCAGGCGUGGUCAACGGAAGGUAUCCUGACCGAGAGGUGCACAAUUUGUCUCGAUUUCUAUCAGUCAUGAAAAACCCUCGACCGCUUAUAUGGCGAAACAGCCAUCCUUACUGUCUUGCCGAUCGCUUUCUGGACGUCACCCCCCCAACAGAGAUCGAAGAGAAUGAGAAAUGUGAUCGUCAGAUAGCGCUAUACGGAUAUCUCAGAGGCACAAAUUUCCCCGCCAUGAAUGCAAGAGUACACGUUCCUGGUGUUGGAGACUUGACUGUAAAGGAAAUAGAAGCCUUGCCGGAUCCAUGCCCGACGCCGUAUCUGGACCAAGCCCUUGCAAAGGCUUCUGGAAAAACCUCCCGACGAAAGCUGGGCGAGAAGCAGAAGGUCCUCUUCGCACCGAUGUCGGAUGUUGGAGGUGUUCUUGUCGACAAAGAUGCUGUAUACAUUGACAUCAAGACGAACACAUUUGAUCCCGAAGCAGAAGAUCUUGAGGAUCGAGGAUUGGGAGAGCAGCUGAUGGUCAGUCUCCAGAACGAGAGAAAGCUACUCGGAGAAGCGGACUCUGGUGUACGGCUGUUUCAAGGUUCAAAUCAGAUCAGAGGUCAAGCAGACGAUGGCCGAAAAGAGAAAAGGGGCAUCAGAUCUUUGAACGCACAAGAAGACUUUUCCCGAGACGACGACGAAGGCUUCGUAAGUGGAGACGAGGACGAGGACGAGGACGGCGCUUCAGAUGAAGAUCUAGAUGACCUGACGCAGCACACUGGACGGCCUGGAUUUGCGGCAGACAACGAUACCGAAGGCGAGCAACAAGGCGAAUUGGCUUUUGCUGAGAGCGACUCUGACCUGGGAUCGAUCGAUGGCGAGAGCGAUGAGGGUACGAACAGCGAGGUGAACGACUCUGGCGAUGAUUCUGACCAGGAUGAGGACGACGACGAUGAUAAUGAGGACAGUGACGGUGGUGUGAGGUGGAAAGAGAAUAUGGCUGAAAACGCACGACGCAUGCACUCCAGUAAAGUUGCGUAUCGCGCAGCAGAUCUCUCGAAGUUGAUGUACAAUCUCAAGUUAUCACCGGCAGAAGUUGCCUCGAAGUGGCGAGGAGAAAAUGUACCAACACACGAUGACGAGAUCGAAGACGAUGAGGAAGUUUUUUUCAGGAAGACUAAUAUUGAGAAAGAGGAAGAUUUGGAAGACCGGCAGACACCGCAUAUGGAUUAUGAACAACUGGCCCAGAAGUGGGAGGAUGAGGAGGUGAUGCAGUCUCUUAUGCCACGUUUUACCCGUUCCGCUCCAGCCACAGGAGCAAAUGCCCUCGAGGAAGGUGACGAAGAAGAAGAAGAUGACGACAUGGAAGGCUUUAGCGACGAAGGGGAUGGCGAGUUCGAAGAUCUUGAAGCCACCCCUGCCGAAGCUCAGGAAUCUCCACAGGAGGGCAACCUGGAGCAGGAACGUGAUAAAAAUGCUAGGAGGAAAGAGGAGCUGAAGCUACGCUUUGAAGAAGAGGAUCGAGAAGGGUUUGGGAAAGCUAAAGACGAGAUGAAGUCAACUGAGCAGGAAUUUGGUGAAGAUGACUGGUAUGACGCACAGAAGGCCAUGCUGCAAAAGCAACUUGAUAUCAAUCGUGCCGAGUUCGACAGCCUCGAUGCAGCUUCGCGAGCGCGGUCAGAAGGUUUCAAAGCUGGCACGUACGCCAGAAUCGUUCUCGACAAAGUGCCUUACGAGUUCGCUCGGUCAUUCAAUCCACGUUAUCCGGUCAUCGUUGGCGGACUCGCACCAACAGAGGAGCGAUUUGGCUUUGUACAGAUCCGGAUCAAACGACAUCGUUGGCACAAGAAGAUUCUCAAGACCAAUGAUCCGCUCAUCUUCUCUCUGGGAUGGAGGCGGUUUCAAACACUGCCCAUGUAUUCGAUUUCGGAUUCGCGAACGAGAAACCGGAUGCUCAAAUACACCCCUGAGCAUAUGCACUGCUUCGGCACCUUCUAUGGACCCCUGGUCGCUCCCAACACUGGCUUCUGCUGCGUACAAUCCUUCUCAAACACCAAUCCGGGAUUUCGCAUCGCUGCGACAGGCGUGGUGCUGAACGUGGAUGAGACUACUGAAAUCGUCAAGAAGCUCAAGCUGACGGGCCAUCCUUACAAGGUUUUCCGCAAUACCGCCUUCAUCCGAGACAUGUUCAACUCGGCCAUCGAGAUUGCUAAAUUUGAAGGAGCAAGCAUCAAGACUGUAUCUGGGAUACGAGGCCAGAUCAAACGAGCACUGAGCAAGCCGGAAGGUCACUUUCGUGCCACGUUUGAGGACAAAAUCCUUAUGUCGGAUAUCGUGUUCCUACGAGCAUGGUAUCCAGUACGGCCACAUCGCUUCUAUAACCCGGUAACGAAUCUACUGGACGCUCCCAGCACCGACCGAGCGGCCGUGAAUGGGGAUGCUGGAACAGGCUGGCAAGCUAUGCGACUUACCGGCGCUGUCAGAGCAUCUCUCGGCGUUCCUACGCCUCGACAGAAGGACUCAGCAUACAGCAAGAUUGAGCGGCCAACCAGGCAUUUCAAUCCGCUACGCGUGCCUCGUGCCAUACAGAGUGAUCUCCCAUUCAAGUCACAGAUCACUCAGCAGAAGGCUCGCAAGGCACCGACCUACCUCCAGAAGCGGGCUGUGGUCUUAGGGGGCGAGGAGAAGAAGGCUCGGGACCUCAUGCAGAAACUAAUGACUAUGCGCAAUGAGAAGGUAGAAAAGCGCGCCAAGAAGCAAGAGGAGCGUCGACAAGUGUAUCGCAAGAAGGUCGAAGAGAAUCUUGAGAAGAAGGCAGAGAGAGAGAAGAGGGAGCGGGAUGAGUACUGGCAGAAAGAAGGCAGCAAACGGCAGCGACAAGGCGACAGCGGAGGUGGUGGCAAACGGGCCAAGAGGGCUUGA